This is a messenger RNA of Spodoptera litura, 537 nucleotides long. RefSeq lists its product as uncharacterized. The record is from RefSeq and is a predicted model, not a curated record. NCBI's taxonomy places the organism in Eukaryota, Metazoa, Arthropoda, Insecta, Lepidoptera, Noctuidae.
CGUUGCUACAAGACGGCGUACCACUUGACAUGGCAAAAGUUCUGGUGUUUAUGCUGCUUACUGCAGCGACCGCAAUGGCCUACCGAGUUGGCCGAUCUCCAGGUGGUCCCGGCUGGCAGUCAAGUUACGACGGCCUACCUUACACUGGUAUCGAGCGGUCCUAUGGCAACAACUGGGGUGGACCUGGCCUCAUCCGAUCAGUCAGAAAUGGUGGACGGAGCAGUAGCACCGUCGGAUCCAACGUUCGGACGCGAAACGGUUACGGGCAUAAGAGAUCUCCAACCUAUGGGUGGUCACAAAAUGGUUACAAUUCAAACAAUGCCUAUAGUGGUAGCUUCGCAAGAUCAAAUCCGGAGUUAAGAAACUCAGACUCCACAGUGAUUGAUAGCAUCGAUUCCUUAGCUUGGGACGGGUCAGGAUUUUAUUCAAACUAUUGGCAAUCCAUGGGAUGGUAGAAAUAAAUUUUUAUUUAAAUGUAUUGACUAGAUAAUAUUAAUCAGGCUUUUCUGUUGCUGAUAUCCUUUAAAUAAAUGUUGG